Molecule: messenger RNA, 1384 nt
Organism: Prunus dulcis (almond)
Lineage: Eukaryota; Viridiplantae; Streptophyta; Magnoliopsida; Rosales; Rosaceae
Exons: 7
Coding region: 1-1284 (427 amino acids)
Biological process (GO): proteolysis
Molecular function (GO): cysteine-type peptidase activity
Source: RefSeq, a predicted model, not a curated record
AUGGCUCAAAAGAUUAAACACAAGCCAAAGCCAAACUAUGAUCGGAAAGCAAAGCACCCGGACUAUGUCCAAUUUCGGUGCAAUGCCUAUGCUUUCAACAACAUCAUUAGAGACAUAAAGGACAAGCUCAAUGAAAGGCAGAAGAAGCUUCUCAAGAAAACCCCUUUCUUGAACUUGAUCGAGCUGUUUUACCACCAAAGAAUCGACAUGAAUAACAUGAAUAAGUCGGACCUGGACUUAGUACAGCUGCUCAAGACAUUUGAUCCGGAUACAAAGUCCUUCAAAUUUGGAACCAAAUCAUUCCAAAUCACAGGCAAUGCAGUGACACAGAUUCUAGGACUGCCAAAUGAAGGUCUGCAACAAUCAAGUGAUGAAGAUGAAGGACAAAAAAAGCCAACAAAGAAAAAACUUGGAUGGGGUCAGAGGAAGGUGUGGCAGAAAAUUCCAAAGGCGGAUAGGGAAAGAAUUGAAAAACACUACUUAAGUACUCAACCUCGUGAUAUCUUUUGGGCAGGACUCAAUAGUGAGAAAGUGACAAACCAUGAUCUCAAAGAUAUUGUAUGGGACCUGGAACUGUCACAAAACGUUAUUGAGGCCUAUAUCCAAAUAGAGGAGGAUAAAAUAGAGCCCAUGCAGACAGAGAGUCCCCAGUACAUGUCCACAUGGACUUGGGCUUACAUGCAAAGCUUCCAAGAGCCAUUUUGGCACAGGGCCCUGUAUGAACACUUACUUGAAAAACUCGGGAAAUGCAGUGUUCUUUUCUUCCCGAUUAUUUCAAAAGAAGAGUUCCACUUCACACUUCUCACAUUUCACAAAAAUGAACGAAAGUGGAGACACUACAAUCCACUUAGAUCGUUGGGACAUAGAAAAGAAGAAAGGUGCAUUGACAUUGCUCGAAACUUUGUUAAUAUUGUUGAAGGGUGGCUAGAAUAUAUAAGACCUCAAGCACGAGUGUUCAUAGAAACUAAAAAAAAACCAACACUUGUGAAGCAAAAGGAAGGGCUCCCGACACUUGUACAAAAAGAUUUGACUCCAACUGAAGAACUCACUCUCAAUUGGAUUAUGCAAAAUCCAUUGCAGUUUCCAUUUGAGGAUGACAUGGAAUGUGCUCAACAAAGUGUAUCUUCAUUGGAUUGCGGCAUGUUCGUCAUGUUCUAUAUGGAUAAAAUAGCACAAGGACAGCCCAUUCCAAAAAGCGUGGACAAGAAAUUCAUGAAUGAAUAUCGAGCACAAUAUGUCACAAAACUCCUACACCACAAAAACUGUGUAAUUAAUCCUCUCUAGUGAUUUGCCUUUCGUUAACUCAAGACAAUAUGUAUCUUAAUUCUUGUGGAUGUUUGUAAAUAUUUCUAGUUAUGGUAUAUGAGAACAUAUUUCCUAUACA